Messenger RNA from Paramecium sonneborni, 858 nucleotides. The record is from the annotation of a GenBank genome assembly. NCBI's taxonomy places the organism in Eukaryota, Ciliophora, Oligohymenophorea, Peniculida, Parameciidae.
AUGUCCGACAGAUCAUUAUCACCAUCUGAUUACUAUGAAUUAAGGCAUGUCAAAACUAUCACUUAUAAGCAUGCAUCUAACAUUAAGAAAGGAAGAACCAUCUUAUAUCAAAGUACUGAUCAAUUAGAAAAUGAUCUAAAUAAAUGCAAUUUAAGUUGUGAUUGUUCAGAAUGUGGAUAAUUGAUUGGAUUUUCUCUAAAAGUACAUAGAGAAUUACCUCUUAAAGAAACAAGGUAAUGCUAAUUACAUAUAUUUAGAAACUAAAGAAAAAAAAAAAUCUUGAGGAGAUUUAAAGCAGUUGGAAAUGCUAUUAUAUUUAUAUUGGCAUAUAAAAUGGAAGCAAUUAAAAGAUUAAAAAAGAAAAUGCAUCUCUUAAAAGCAGUUCGAAAUUUAACUGUGCGUAGACCAGCUUUGUUAUAAUCAGUACAUUUAUUACCAGUUUAAUAACCGAUUAAGUAGCAAUAAAGGUUAUUAUAAAUUGUUUAUUUUAGUCAUGAAGAGGAAUUAGAUGAAACAGUGUCUAUUCAUCCAAUUUAACCUAUUUAGAAGGGACCAAGAAAAAGCAAGAUUUCUAUUUAUAUGGAAAAGAUGUUAAAAGAUGUAAUACCAAAAAAGGAAGUAAUAUUGAAACCUUUAAGUAUUUUGAAUAAUGCUUUGAGCAAAAAUAAUCAAAAAGGACAUAUAAAAUGCAAUUCUCAUUUUACUUAAACUUAGUUUAAUUUCCAAUCUUAAAUUAAGCCUUUUUAUGUAUUGAAUAGAACUUAAGCAACUAAUUUUUAUUAGAGUAAUAAUAAAGACAUCAUAAAAAUGAUCGAUAUUAUGAAAGUAAAACAUAGAGUUAUUAGAAUAAAAAAAUGA